CUCCAGUUUCACCAAGAUUACAUAUGUUUACAGUAUUUCCAGGGCUAGGCGACAUGAAUUCUUGCACUGAUUUUUCAUUACCUCUUAACCCAGUUUUACCAGGAUUGUCACUGAAUCUUAUGUCCCUGGUUUUACCAGAACCAUCAUUACCUUUUAACCCAGUUUUAUCAAAAUUGUCACUGGAUCAUAUGUCCCCUGUUUUACCAGAACUGUCAUUGAACGUUAUGUCUAUAUUAUUUUCAACACCAGUAGACAUCAAUUCUCCUGUUGAUUUUUUAUUAUCUCCAGUCACCAAUUUUAGUAGUGAUCAUCAGCCUUCUGAGCAAGGGUCCUUAAUAGAAAAUAAUAACAUCGAUAAUGGAAUUAUAAUCGACACAGAUUUAGAGGAAAGUGAGAAUCUGAUAGAUACUUCAGGAUUAAAUAAUGACCUAACCUUUGUAGACUGGAUAGAAUUUAAAGUGUGGAUGAAUUAUUAUUCAAAAAAAAAGGGAUUUAGUUAUAGGGUUAGAACUAGUCAAAAGGAUGGAGAUGUAAUAGGACAUGCUACUUUAGAAUGUUCAAGAUCAGGUAUUCACAAUCCUCAAGUAACUUGUGACCCCACUAAAUGGCGAAAUGCAGUUUCACAAUGGACAGAAUGUCCCUAG
This is a messenger RNA of Cetraspora pellucida, 644 nucleotides long. The record is from the annotation of a GenBank genome assembly. Lineage: Eukaryota; Fungi; Glomeromycota; Glomeromycetes; Diversisporales; Gigasporaceae.